AUGGUGCUAGAAUUAACAUCUGUACAAUUUGAAAAAGUUUCUGAUGAGACACUUACUUCUUUAACUGAAUAUUUUGAUGAAUUAGUAGAGCAAGCAAUACAUUUAUCAGAUGCAGAUGUAUCAUAUGGAGAUGGUGUUUUAACUGUUAAAUUUGGUGAUUCUUAUGGUACAUAUGUUAUAAAUCGUCAAAGUCCAAAUAGACAAAUUUGGUUAUCAUCCCCAAAAUCUGGUCCAAAACGAUAUGAUUUUAUAGAUGGUAAAUGGAUUUACAAAUAUGAUGGAAAAUCAUUACAUGAACUACUCGAUGACGAAAUACCAGCAAUUAUAGGAGAUCAAACAAAUUUUAAUAAAUGUUCCUUUAGUGGGAAAUAA
Molecule: messenger RNA, 372 nt
Organism: Apis dorsata (giant honeybee)
Lineage: Eukaryota; Metazoa; Arthropoda; Insecta; Hymenoptera; Apidae
Gene: fh
Product: frataxin homolog, mitochondrial
Exons: 3
Coding region: 1-372 (123 amino acids)
Biological process (GO): intracellular iron ion homeostasis; iron incorporation into metallo-sulfur cluster
Cellular component (GO): mitochondrion
Molecular function (GO): ferroxidase activity; 2 iron, 2 sulfur cluster binding; iron chaperone activity
Source: RefSeq, a predicted model, not a curated record